AAUUAAGUUAAAAGGAACAUCUUAACUUCUCUCAACCUCCAAUCAUCACUUUCCAUCACUAUUAUCACCACCAAAAGACUGCAAAUCUCUCACUUCUUUAGCCAUGCCACAGAACUGCAUAGCACCAAAACCUGAAUACUGCAAUAGCCACUCUGUGGAAGGACCACCAGAGAUGACCGAGCCCCAUAACUCAAGUGUCCUUGCCUACCCCAUACGAACCAAUGAACAAUCUUUCCCAAAACUCACUAUGCACCCCAUAACUUUGAAGUUUGAGGAAUUGGUGUACAAAGUUAAACUAGAGGAGAAAGGAAUGUGUUGGGGCAGUACAUGGACUUGCAAAGAGAAGACCAUAUUGAAUGGAAUCACAGGUGUUGUAUGCCCAGGAGAAAUUCUUGCUAUGCUGGGACCAUCAGGUAGUGGCAAAACCACACUUCUCACAGCUCUUGGAGGCCGUCUCAGUGGUAAACUAUCUGGAAAGAUCACAUACAACUCUCAGCCUUUCUCAGGUGCCAUAAAAAGAAGAACAGGUUUUGUGGCUCAGGAUGAUGUGCUAUACCCUCAUCUGACAGUCACAGAAACACUAGUGUUCACUGCACUUUUAAGGCUUCCCAACAGCUUGACCCGAGAUGAAAAAGUUCAGCAUGUAGAGAGAGUUAUCACUGAGCUAGGACUAACUCGUUGCAGGAGCAGCAUGAUAGGAGGACCACUUUUCAGAGGAAUAUCAGGUGGGGAGAAAAAGAGGGUGAGCAUAGGUCAAGAAAUGCUCAUCAAUCCAAGCCUUUUGUUGCUAGAUGAGCCCACUUCAGGUUUGGAUUCCACCACUGCUCAAAGGAUCCUAAAAACAAUCAAACGCUUGGCUAGUGGUGGUAGAACUGUUGUCACCACCAUUCAUCAACCCUCAAGUCGCCUCUACUAUAUGUUUGAUAAGGUGGUGUUGCUCUCUGAAGGGUGCCCCAUAUAUUAUGGUCCUGCUUCAACUGCCUUAGAGUACUUCUCAUCUGUUGGUUUUUCAACAUGUGUUACUGUCAAUCCAGCUGAUCUCUUGCUUGAUCUUGCCAACGGGAUUGCCCCGGACUCCAAGCAUUCAACUGAACAAAGUGAGGGGCUGGAACAAGAGAGGAAGCUGGUGAGAGAAUCUCUAAUAUCUGCUUAUGACAAGAACAUAGCUACAAGGCUGAAAGCUGAGGUUUGCAGCUUGGAAGUGAACAACUACAACAUCACAAAAGAUGCUUGCUCAAGAAUUCCCAUAAAAUCAGAGCAAUGGAGCACAAGCUGGUGGCAUCAGUUCAAGGUACUAUUACAGAGGGGAGUGAGGGAGCGAAGGCAUGAAGCCUUCAACAGGCUGAGAAUAUUCCAAGUCAUAAGUGUGGCGUUUCUUGGUGGACUCUUGUGGUGGCAUACACCAGAGUCACAUAUUGAAGACCGGGUUGCCUUGCUCUUUUUCUUUUCUGUUUUCUGGGGAUUCUACCCUCUCUACAAUGCAGUUUUCACAUUUCCUCAAGAGAGGAGAAUGCUGAUCAAGGAACGUUCAUCAGGAAUGUACCGGCUUUCUUCCUAUUUCCUUGCUAGAACAAUAGGAGACUUGCCACUGGAGCUUGCACUUCCAACUGCAUUUGUCUUCAUAAUCUAUUGGAUGGGAGGGCUUAAACCUGAUCCUUUGACUUUUAUCCUUUCACUUCUUGUGGUUCUUUACAGUGUUCUUGUAUCUCAAAGUCUUGGCUUAGCAUUUGGUGCUAUUUUGAUGGAGAUUAAACAGGCCACUACUCUAGCUUCUGUCACAACCCUUGUAUUUCUCAUUGCUGGAGGGUACUAUAUACAACAGAUUCCUCCCUUCAUAGCAUGGCUCAAGUACUUGAGCUAUAGCUACUACUGUUACAAGCUACUUCUCGGUGUUCAGUACAAUGAUAAUGAUUAUUAUGAAUGCUCAAACGGGGUGUUGUGCAAGGUUGCAGAUUUUCCUCCAAUCAAAUCAAUGGGUUUGAAUUAUAUGUGGGUUGAUGUGUCCAUUAUGGCCUUGAUGUUGGUGGGUUAUCGACUAGUUGCUUAUUUAGCACUGCAUAGAGUUAGGUAGAUCUAAAUUCUGGCGGAGCUCCCAUACACAUAGCACGAGAAUUUGAAGAGUUUUUGUGCUAAUUCAACUGAGGAAUAAUACUAGAAUAUUAGCCUUUUGAUGGAACUUAUGUAAUGAGAUUUUUAUCAACAACUCUCUCCCUUGACCAAGUUGGAUGUACAAGACUUUUCUUAUUUUUU
This is a messenger RNA of Gastrolobium bilobum, 2250 nucleotides long. RefSeq names its product ABC transporter G family member 14. The transcript is spliced from 5 exons. Gene Ontology annotation, molecular function: ATP hydrolysis activity; ABC-type transporter activity; ATP binding. Bases 104 to 2071 code for a protein of 655 amino acids. The record is from RefSeq and is a predicted model, not a curated record. NCBI's taxonomy places the organism in Eukaryota, Viridiplantae, Streptophyta, Magnoliopsida, Fabales, Fabaceae. Gene Ontology annotation, cellular component: membrane.